Molecule: messenger RNA, 996 nt
Organism: Cuscuta campestris
Lineage: Eukaryota; Viridiplantae; Streptophyta; Magnoliopsida; Solanales; Convolvulaceae
Source: the annotation of a GenBank genome assembly
CUAACGAAGAAGAGCAAACGUAUAAGCAAGAUCCUCUGUUCUUGCACAACUCAGAUCAUCCAGGGAUGAUUCUUACUACAACGAAGCUGACUGGAACAAAUUUCAUUCCAUGGAGCCGAUCGAUCAAGAUUGCUCUGAUUUCGAAAAUGAAGAUAGGAUUCAUCAAUGGAAUGUGCAGGAAACCAGACACAGCUUCACCAAAUUGUGCUCAAUGGGAACGAUGCGACAACAUGGUGUUUAGUUGGAUCCUGAACUCGAUUCAACCUGAUCUGGCAGAAGCCUUCUUGUACGCGACAUCCUCACAGGAACUGUGGAACGAAUUGAUGGAGCGAUUUGGUGAAAGCAAUGGACCCCUGAUUUACCAAAUUGAGAAGAAAAUUGCAGACAUCAGGCAGAACAAUGAUCCAGUUGGUGUGUAUUUCACAAAAUUGAAGAAACUUUGGGAUGAACUGACUAAUGUUGAAAGGCAAAAAUCAAUCACUGGAAUUCAAGUUCUGGGAAGUGAAAUGGCUGCUUAUGCUGGAAGUGAUGCUGAAUCACAGGCCUUAUAUGCUGGAAAAGGUGGUGGACCACGCCAAAACCAUUUCAACAAGACUGAUCCUAAGAAGACUAGAAGAAUUGGUUCAAAGGUCCUAAAGGAAAGAAAGGACAAAAUGGUCAUGGGAAUAACAGAUUUGCAGCAAAUACCACAACACACUCCCAAGACAUUCAAUCUGACAGUCCUUUGGAUGAAAUGAAUAUGGGACAGGGAUUGUUUCAGAAUAAUCCUGGCUUUGUUCAACAUGUGGCUCAAGAGAUGAUGAGGCUGAUGUCAGACAAGGCACACAUAAAUUCUGCAGAAGCAAGUUCAUCACAUGCCUAUGCACACCUUGCAGGACCCUUCAACUAAUCAGGUUGUGGCAAUUGGGUCAAGGAGUCAUGGCUUAUACAAGAUAAAAGUUGAACACAAAACCAGAGGCGAUUCAGAGAUUCUGGGAAUGAAUGUUACUUCUUGUA